AAUUCGAGAGAAAUCAUGUCUUCGGGCAUCCUGACGACCCCUGUGGUCGAUCAUUUCAUAAAUCUCGCUCAUACUAUUGGCACCCUCGCCGACCCAUUCGUGUCACCCAUGGAAAAUGUCGUAAAGUUCACUUUGAAUUCAACCUUUCCGGGAACAUACCAAUAUUUCGUGGAAAUAUUGGAGGGAUACAAAUCACCGUUUGCGGAUAGGUUGCCGCUGAUGGACCCUUUUCACGGCUUGAGUGCAUUUCAUAAUUUCUUGAUGGUUUCGCUGAGCGGGUAUAUGUGUGCCACGAUAUGGAUGGAGGCGAGGAAGAAUGGGUACACCUUGUUUGCUAAUCCCGAGGAUAGAACCGAGAAAGGAUUUCAGAUGGCAAAGUACACUUGGCUAUUCUACUUUUCAAAGAUUUUUGAAUUCAUGGACACAUUCAUCAUGGUACUGAAGAAAAACAAUCACCAGGUCUCUUUCCUGCACGUUUAUCAUCAUUCCACGAUCUUUGUGAUCUGGUGGUGGGUGAUUUAUGUGGCCCCUACCGGGGAAACGUAUUUCAGCGCCUCCCUGAAUGCAG
This is a messenger RNA of Acaulospora colombiana, 568 nucleotides long. The record is from the annotation of a GenBank genome assembly. NCBI's taxonomy places the organism in Eukaryota, Fungi, Glomeromycota, Glomeromycetes, Diversisporales, Acaulosporaceae.